This is a messenger RNA of Penicillium hordei, 2352 nucleotides long. RefSeq lists its product as uncharacterized. Lineage: Eukaryota; Fungi; Ascomycota; Eurotiomycetes; Eurotiales; Aspergillaceae. The transcript is spliced from 3 exons. Bases 1 to 2352 code for a protein of 783 amino acids. The record is from RefSeq and is a predicted model, not a curated record.
AUGAAAGUCCCUUUUUCCUUGCCGGGGAAUCGCGAACUACGCAAGAUAUUGACCUGGGCUCGUUCUCUGGCCCCUUCUCAGCGCUACGAUGGGGCAGCAGACAGCGAUCUACACGAUACCGAGCUCCUCGCACUUCCCAGCCAACAGUCGCUAUCUUCCGUCCCAGAAAUCACGGCAAAAGAGCGAACCGUCCAAGAUCAGGCUCUUGUCACUCCUAUAUUAGGCGAAGCAAAAGCUAGUACCGACGAACACAGGGGCAUUCUGGCACAUGCUUUGGAAAAUAACGGUCUGGACAAAUCAAGAUCUUGGAUUAAAGGUGUAUACCUCUGUGGAUAUGCGACUACCGGCCUUCUACUAUCAAAUCUCAUACUUGUUUCCGUGGCUGGCGGAUUAUCGUCUAAAUUCCCAGGGAGAGGGGGAUCCUCGAAUUCAAAAGUGAUAUAUGACGGUUCUUGUGACACGGCAGGUCGGUGGAACACAAGUCUCCAUAUCAUAAUCAACAUUAUCAGCACCUGUACUCUCGCAACGAGCAAUUAUUGCAUGCAGACUCUUGUCGCCCCAACUAGAGACGAGAUUGACAUUGCCCACGCAAAAUGCCGCUGGCUUGACGUUGGAGGUUCCAGUUUCAGAAACCUCUUCGCUAUAUCGUACGCCCGACUCGGUCUGUGGAUAGUCUUGCUACUUACUGCCACGCCGCUUCAUCUAUUUUAUAACUCACUCAUAUUUGAGAGCCUGAAUUACAACGAGUACUGGGCCUUCGCCGCCCCGCAUGACUUCACGCCUAAAGACAUGCGAAAUCUCACGACUCCCGCCUUGGACAAUUGUUUUACAAUACGCACGAGCUCCGCACCGACAUCUAGAUCUUCGAAUGAAGUAUUAGAUUGGAACCAACUAAUUCUUCAAAUUGAAGGAUCAAAGAGCGAGAGGAUCCCCGCCGAGAAAUGUUUCGAAGAGAUAUAUUUAACCAUUGGCCAACCUGUCUAUAAGGGGAUUGUUCUUCUAACAAGCAACCGAAGUAUGAGCGAUGGCGGAACUGAGUCUGUCCUUGGAAUCACGAACUGGAGGGACCCCAGAGAAGUUUCGGUAACUCCGUUUGUGAGUUCAGAAAACAUACAAGAUCAUAAAUGCACACCCGCGUCUACCUCCUACUUCUACUACCAUAACAAAAUGCAUGUAACGGAGUGCCUAGCAUUCGAGGGGAAAAACAAUUGCCAAUUGUUUUAUAACCCUAUCAUCGCUGUGACCGUUAUCAUCGCCACCUUCGUCAAAGUUAUUGCAAUCUUCUUGGCCGCCCAAAUUCAUAAAUCUCGAUCAAUCCCUCUCCUCACGUCAUGUGAUGCGAUAGCUUCGUUCCUAGAGGACCCAGAUGAGACUACGAAAGGCAUGUGUUGGGCAUCGCUAAAUAGCAUGAAGAAGAACUGGACAACGUGUCCGGAAGGACAGGAACCACAACGACAGGCCGUGAGAUAUCAACGUCUCACCAGGCCUCAGCAAUGGAGAAGAGCAUCUAGUCCAAUCCAUUGGUUUGUGACUGUGUUGAUCGUCAUUACCUGCAUUAUGACUACUAUGUAUAUAUACCCAAGCAUUGCCGUGAAACCAAAUGCCAGAACUGCGGGUCUUACAUGGCAAGCAAUCUGGGACUCUGGUUCUAUGGCAAGACAAACGGCUGUUACCACCUCUGGUGCGGAGAACUAUUCAGAACUGCAAGGUGUGGUCAUUGCGAAUAGCGCCCAACUGGUAGUCACGAUCUGCUAUUAUUUUUAUAAUAGUCUUCUCACAAGGAUGCUUUUGAGUGCGGAGUAUAGCUCUUACGGGGUUAAUAGGAAGCCACUUCGCGUCACUUGGCCUGUUGAAGGCAGCAAGCAGCGUUCAACCUAUUGGCUAUCUAUCCCAUACCGAUACGGACUUCCAUCGAUGGCCUUGUUCACAAUAGUCCAUUGGCUUGUCUCGCAGGGCAUCUUUUUUGUUCUGGCUUUUCCUUGCGAUACAAACGGCAAUCUACUAUACGAGCAGAAAAAAAGCGUACCAGCGUCCUCAUAUAUGCCUUUGAUGUACGCUGGUGUCAUUCUCUGUGUCCUAUUUAUCAUGAUUAUUGGCGUGUCAUUCCGGAGACUCAAGUCAGCAAUACCUCUCGCGGGAACUUGCAGUGCUGCUAUAAGCGCAGCCUGUCAUCCACCCAAGAACGUUCGUACAGGUACCGUGACGCACGGUGAGCUGAUGUGGGGAGAGACUGAUCUGUCAUGGGCCUUGGACAGCGGGGAUGAUGAUGAUGAAAGCGAUGGGCCAAAGGGGCAUUGCAGCUUCACCCCAUCAGAAGCAAGGCAGCCUUCCUUGGACAAGUUAUACGCCUAG